UACUGCACACGGAUGAAGAUCCAUUUAUGCCAGAGACAGCUCUGAUUUGGUGAAUUAAGUCUCACCAUUAUGGCAGUAAGUGCGGUGCAUUUAGAGUCAGAUGCUUUUCUGGUGUGUAUGAAUCAUGCCCUAAGCACAGAAAAAGAAGAGGUAAUGGGGCUGUGUAUUGGCGAGGUUGACACAAAUCGUAUUGUCCACAUUCACUCUGUCAUUAUUCUGCGUCGAUCAGACAAGAGGAAGGAUCGCGUCGAGAUUUCUCCCGAGCAACUCUCUGCAGCCUCGACAGAAGCCGAGAGGUUGGCUGAAAUGACCGGGCGUCCUGUGAGAGUGGUGGGGUGGUACCACUCACACCCACACAUCACCGUGUGGCCGUCGCAUGUUGAUGUGAGGACUCAAGCGAUGUACCAGAUGAUGGAUCAGGGUUUUGUCGGACUUAUCUUUUCUUGCUUUAUAGAAGAUAAGAACACAAAGACAGGCAGAGUUCUCUAUACUUGCUUUCAGUCGGUUCAAGCCCAGAAAGGCUCAGAAUAUGAGAGAAUUGAGAUUCCGAUCCAUGUGGUUCCACACGAGGCCAUCGGCAAAGUAUGCUUGGAAUCAGCGGUGGAACUACCGAGAAUUCUCUGCCAAGAGGAACAGGAUACAUACAGAAGGAUUCACAGCUUAACUCAUUUAGAUCCAAUUACAAAGAUACACAAUGGAUCAGUGUUCACUAAAAACCUGUGCAGCCAGAUGUCAGCUGUAAGCGGGCCACUGUUACAGUGGCUGGAGGACCGGCUCGAGCAGAACAAACAGAGCAUCAUCGAGCUUGAGAAAGAGAAGGAGAGACUAACACAAGAGCUGGCUUCCUUAUGAAAACAACAACAACAACAACAUACAAAACUUAGAAUGUCAGCUUUAGCUUCCCUGUUGUAUUUUUGUUGUAUUUCUUUUUAAUUCUGAAUUGUUUAAUUGUUCUUGCACUGAAACAGUGGCCUUUCUUCCAUAGCUGCCAUUCAAAGAUCAAUAAAUGAAAGAAAAUGAUUGGACAGAAAACCAUAAGAAAAGGGAAAGAGAGGAGAGUUGCAUGAGAGCGAAGGUCAGGAACAAAUGCACAAAUGUACUCAGCCUCAGUAGCAGUGAUUUUAUAAUGUAAGACUACUCUCUCAUCUCUGACUGCAUCACAUUUUUAAAGCGCUUGCAGUAGGCAUUCUCUGAGCUAUGUUCAGUCUUUUUUGUACUCUUGUGCCACAGUAUGAACAGUAAUGCCCAGCUUCAGAUAGUGGGUUUUCACAUUAAAGUCCCAAUUAGAAACUGCUACAAGAAAUUAUGUUUGUGUUUGAUAUGGGGGGAGUGGGGUGUGGGCCUUUAUAAUGUGACAGCUUCUUCAGCAGUUUCUGACUGGGAAUUUAAAAGCCAUAAAAAAGAAAAUAAGUGAAAUGCACUUAUGAGACAAUGUUAAAUGUCACAAAAUUUGCAUCAUGUAGAUGGUUUCUUUAAAAAAAAUUGUUUAACAAUAGUUCAGUAUAUUCAUUUUUAAAUCUUCACCACCUCGUAAAUACAAUCUAAGAAUGGGAUAUACAGCAGUUUUUAACUGGUACUGCUUUUUUUGGACUGGGGGUGGGGUAAAAGUUUGAAUGUACAGAAAUGUCAGAUAAUGUGUUAAAUAAAAUUGAAUUUAAACAGAA
Molecule: messenger RNA, 1664 nt
Organism: Electrophorus electricus (electric eel)
Lineage: Eukaryota; Metazoa; Chordata; Actinopteri; Gymnotiformes; Gymnotidae
Source: RefSeq, a predicted model, not a curated record